Molecule: messenger RNA, 2005 nt
Organism: Diospyros lotus (date-plum)
Lineage: Eukaryota; Viridiplantae; Streptophyta; Magnoliopsida; Ericales; Ebenaceae
Exons: 2
Coding region: 44-934 (296 amino acids)
Source: RefSeq, a predicted model, not a curated record
GAGGAUUACAAACCAAAACACACUUAGUCUCUGAGACUUUCCAAUGGGCACACUUGUGGGACAUCUGAUACCAGGUUUGGCUCUUGUGCUUCUUGGUUUAUGGCACACCAUCAACACAAUCAGUGACUACCGCCUCAAAGGCUCCAGCAACUUUGUUUCGAGUUUCUGGUAUUCAUUCAAGAGUCCUACUUCCAAACUAAAACACUUGGAGCUCCUCCUCGUAUUAUCUUUCUCCAUCUUUUCCAUUUCCAUGCAAGUGCUUGACUAUCCUUCCUUCCGCUUUUCCUUCAAGCUUGACAACUUUGAGCAUGCCACAAUGUUCCUCCACCUAGCUAUAUUUGCAGGAUUUAAUCUUUGCACGGAGUUAACUCAUUCAUCUGAGGUUUUAUCCGGGAUGUCUGGACUCCUUGCAGCCUCUGUGUUUGGUCAGGAGCUUUUCCUGCUCCACUAUCACUCGGCUGAUCACAUAGGUCUGGAAGGCCAUUACCAUUGGCUUUUGCAGAUCAUAGUGUUUGUUUCUCUCAUGGCCUCUCUAUCUGCAACUAGCUUCCACGCCAGCUUUCCUGCAGCUCUUGUUCUUGCACUUUCAGUUGUAUUCCAAGGUUGUUGGUUUAUUAACAUGGGAUUCAUGUUAUGGGUUCCUAAGUUCGUUCCACAGGGUUGUGCUGUGCGGUUGGCUGACGCAAGCAGCAACAACAUGCUUGGAGCUGUCAUUUGUCAGUCACGGGAGGCAGUUUUAAGGGCUAGGGCGCUAGCCAACAUGCAAUUCAGUUGGAUACUUGCUGGAAUUAUGACAUUCACAGCGUGUACGUGCUUAAAUUUUGCCAGAAACUUCAAACCAAGAGGCCAGUCAAUGGAGUAUGAGCAGCUGCAAAGCAGAGGUGCAGAUGUCUCCGUUGCCAUCACUGGCUUCAAGCAAGCUGCUAAUCCAUAAGAUUCAUAUACUACUGUACCACAUUAAGAUUAUGAUUCGGCAACAAACCUAGACUGGUGCUAGCGUACACAGACCCUACUAUUCAAGUUCUAAGCAUAAAUACUUCAAUGGUGUAAAGAAACCAACGAAUUUUGGCCUCAUUUAUUGCUUCUCAACAGUUAUAGAACAUGGAAGGGAAUCUUGGGGUGAGGAGGACCUCUAAUGGAGUUGCUUUUGGAACAGUCAGCCCUGGACUCUCGGUCAUAUCAACCUUCAAGUCUGAGACAGUUCCCAACUCGAACCCAUGAAGGAGACUGGCCAGAGUCAAGUGCAAGACCUGGAGAGCAAAAGUGAUCCCAGGGCAAAUCCUCCUGCCUGCCCCAAAGGGAAUCAAUUCAAAAUGGUGACCCCUAACAUCCAAAUCUUUUCGGUCCGCUAGGAACCUUUCUGGCUGGAACUCCAAGGGAUCGGGCCAUAUGUCUGGGUUGCGGUGCAGCUUCCAGAGGUUAACCAACAGGCAUGUGCCGGCCGAGAUGUUGAAGCCGGCUAUGGUGCAAUCCUCCAUGGCUUCACGCUGCGCUGACAGAGGAAGGGCAGGGUAUAACCUUAAUGUUUCCUUCACAAUGGCCUGUAAAUACACAAGGUUCUUAACAUCUGAUUCCUUCACUUGGCGUUGCUUGCCCACGUGGAUGUCCAACUCAUCUUGCGCUUUCUUUAGCACGUGGCGGUUGUUCAGUAGUAGCGCGAGCGCCCAUGUCAGAGUGGCCACUGUCGUGUCGUUGCCACCCAGAAUCAUACUCUGCACCAAACAUUUCAUGAGGUGAGGAAUUGACAGUGAUGUAUAACUAUAAGAAUUAUGUACCGCCAAUGCUUAUUGUCCAUCCUUUUGUAUAUGGCCUUUGUUCUACUCAGAUUUCUGUACUAGCAAACAAAUAGAACCAUGACAUUAAACUGAUUGAUUAGGCAGUUGCCAUUCAUUUUUUCCAUAGGAAAAUUUGAGGAUCAAAUUCAGAUAUCUGGAAUUGUAGUAACUAGAAUCAUGGCAUCAAACUAAUUGAUUAUGUGCAGCUCCCAUUCAUUUUACUGAAUCAA